Messenger RNA from Raphanus sativus (radish), 796 nucleotides. RefSeq lists its product as uncharacterized. The transcript has a single exon. Bases 171 to 581 code for a protein of 136 amino acids. The record is from RefSeq and is a predicted model, not a curated record. Lineage: Eukaryota; Viridiplantae; Streptophyta; Magnoliopsida; Brassicales; Brassicaceae.
UUUUCUGUAAUAUUAAACGUGUCGUAUUCAACGUCUUCAGUCUCCAAGAAGAUCACGAGUUUGGCUUUUGGUACAAUGUCUUUGUCUUUAACUACUACUCUGGCGCAACCAAAGCUGUGAAGCGAGCAACAUAACAACAGUGUCGAUCUUCUCGUUGUUAUCAAUCAUCAAUGGCUCUCGUGGAAGAACCAAUCCUUUCAAGAUUGGACCGUAUUGAUUUCAUGGUGAGGAAGCUAGAGGAGAUGAAAGGAAGCUCGAGUCCAUCGACUCCAUCAAGUGGCCGUACUCAGACAUCUUCACUAGAUCUGUCUUCCCCGCGGAGGAGGAGCAUAGGGAAACAUCAGUGCCGUUCUAUGGAGCAAGUGAUGGAGGAAGCUGAGCGUAAAGGAACGUUGUUAGAGAGACUAUACAAUGUGGAGGAGCAAGUUCUUAAGUUGUGUUCACACUAUGAGGAAGAGAUUAAGGAGGAUAAAGAGAAGAAGACAAAGAAGAAGAAGAAAGGGUUGAGGAAACUGGUUGAUAAAGUUGUUGGACCUUCUUCUUCUCCGAGUAAUAGUCAUUCCAAGAGCUGGCGUUGCUGAGACGUUCUACUAUGUUCCACAUCCAUCAUCGAUGUGUAAUAAAACCCUGUGUGAAAAGCUUUUUCUUUUUUCUUUGAUGAACCAAGUAGAUUCUUGAAUUUUAUCAAAUUUGUUUUUAAUACUCCCACACCUGUUUUUUGUUAUUUUGGAAUGCCUUUGUUACAUCUGAUUACACUGUGCAAUAUCUCGGAAUGCAGCAGCAACAUUAUGUGCAA